AUGUUAUCGAAUGAAAGCUUAAACUUUCCAUUUGCUUUUUUUCUCUUCCAACGUUCAGCCAUUGAGUCACUUGGAAAAGUUAUAUUUAAGCGUCCUUCGGGAACUUUCAUACCUACAGGUAGAAAUUUUGUCGGUUUAUUUUCGGAAGAUGACAUACAUGAAUGGGAAAUUGAUAAAGAAUGGCAAGAUGUUACAACAAUAACACCCAGUUUUUGUCUCUCUAAUCUUCGCGAAGCAGAAAUACAAUUGAUGAUGACAAAUGAGAUGGGCAUGAAGCAGUAUCGUUAUGAGACGAAGCGAAUAAAAUGA
This is a messenger RNA of Clunio marinus, 309 nucleotides long. Lineage: Eukaryota; Metazoa; Arthropoda; Insecta; Diptera; Chironomidae. The record is from the annotation of a GenBank genome assembly.